Molecule: messenger RNA, 2126 nt
Organism: Durio zibethinus
Lineage: Eukaryota; Viridiplantae; Streptophyta; Magnoliopsida; Malvales; Malvaceae
Product: cytochrome P450 CYP749A22-like
Molecular function (GO): iron ion binding; heme binding; monooxygenase activity
Source: RefSeq, a predicted model, not a curated record
CAACUCUUUUGUACUAAGCUUAAAAUCCAACAAAGUAAAACAAGUACAGUAUCCUUGGACGUCUUUCUGACUCAUGAAUGGAAUAUGGGAUGCAUCGUCCAAAAUUCACAGCAAUCGCUUCAAAAUCCAAUAAAUUUUUCGGUUAAGCGCCGAUAAUUUCUUGAGUUUUGUUCGAUACAUCUCAUUUUCCUGUCGAUAAAAAAAUUAUCUUUUCAUAGUCUCCGUUUGGGGAUUAAAACAGGAAUCACAUGUCAAUUGUUAUUUUGAAAAAAAUCUAACUCCCCUUGCUACCAUAUUAUAUAUACAAAUCCUCCAAAUCAAACGUGGGAGAACGUAGGAACAUCUGAAUUCAUUUUCGAGAGAAGAAAAUGCAUGUCAUGCUGAAGCUUUUAAUCCUUCUCGCAAGUUCUUUCUGCCUUUACCUCCUCAUAGCUCUACUCAAGGUCCUGUACGAGUACUGGUGGAUACCUCUCCGUAUACAGCAUAUACUGCGUUCACAGGGAGUUAAAGGACCUCCAUACAAAUUCAUCCAUGGAAACAAUAAGGAAGUUGCCAAGUUCAGAAAGGAAGCUUUGAGCAAACCUAUGGCCUUGACACAUGAUAUAUUUCCCAGAGUUAUGCCUCAUGUUUACUCGUGCAUCAACAAAUAUGGGAAGAAUUAUCUUUCUUGGGACGGUGUUCGAGCUCAACUAGUGAUUACAGAACCAGAACUAAUCAAAGAGGUUUUGAAAAAUAGUGAAAAUGCUUUUCCCAAAACGAAGCUUACAAUUUACACCAGCAGGCUAUUGGGGGACGGUUUGCUGUCAACUGAAGGUGAAAAAUGGGCAAAACAGCGGAAGUUGGCCGAUUAUGUUUUUCAUGGAGAGAGCUUAAAGAACAUGACUCCAGCUGUAAUUGCUAGUGUUGAAACAAUGCUAGAGAAGUGGAAAGGCCGGGAAGGCAAAGAGAUCGAAGUGUUCCAAGAAUUUAGAUACUUGACUUCAGAAGUGAUAUCAAGAACAGCUUUUGGCAGCAGCUAUUUGGAAGGGGAGGAGAUUUUUGACAUGUUGGGGAAGUUGGCAAUAAUUGCGGCCCGUAAUAUGUUUAAGGCUAGGAUUCCCGUCAUAAGCAAGUUCUGGAAAUCGGCUGAUGAUACAGAGUCAGAGAAGCUUGUGAAAGAAAUACAAGAGUCUGUGAUGGAGCUUGUUAAGAAAAGAGAAGACAAAUUAGUUAGCGGAGAAGCUGACAACUUCGGCAAUGAUUUUCUGGGAUUACUUGUAAAUGCCUAUCAUGAUUUGGACGAGAAAAACAGGCUUUCAAUGGAUGAUUUGGUAGAUGAGUGCAAAACAUUCUACUUUGCUGGACAGGAAACUACUAAUUGCUUGCUUGCCUGGACGGUUCUGAUUUUAGCAGUCCACAGAGAUUGGCAAGAGAAAGCAAGAAGAGAGGUGAUUGAGAUAUUUGGUAACCAAAAUCCACAUUCUGAAGGCAUUGCCAAACUAAAAACUGUCGCCAUGGUCAUAAAUGAAACACUAAGAUUAUAUGCUCCUGUAAUUAGCCUGACAAGAAAAGUUGGAAGAGAAGUUCAAUUGGGAAAGCUAGUCCUGCCUGCUAAUUUAGAGUUUAUGAUCCCAAAAAUGGCACUUCAUCAUGACCCUGAAUUAUGGGGAGAUGAUGCUCACCUUUUUAAACCAGAGAGAUUCGCAGGAGGGAUUGCCAAAGCUACCAGAUAUAGUGCGGCUGCAUUUAUUCCAUUUGGAUUGGGACCUCGAUCUUGUGUUGGUAUGAGCUUUGCUACCAUAGAAACAAAGACUGCUCUAUCCAUGAUUCUACAACGAUACACAAUUACCCUCUCCCCUGCAUAUGUCCACUCACCAUUUUCUUUUCUCACACUUCGGCCUCAACAUGGAAUCCAAGUAAUACUCCAGCCACUGCAGAAUGAUGCUUAAAGUUUGGAGUUGUUAAUCUCUAAGAAGGUAUAACAUGCAAUCAGUAAAAAAAAAAGUAUUGGUUUCUAGCAAUGUAAACCACUUUACUGUCUUUACCAGUUAUGUCAUACUUGUGUAGGUGAUUCCAUCUGUUGGCAACAAAGAAACAAGAUUAUGUUCUUCUGGUUGUUUUAAUCAAAGAUUAAUUAGAGUAAUAGU